AUUACAAGUAAACACAGAUGUAAUAAUAACCCAAAGCAAAACAGAGAUGUAAUAGAAAAUAGAAAGAUUGACCAUGUCCGUCCGGUGCUUACAAACAGACAAACCCAAGCUGCUAUUACUGUCCAGUUUUCAACUUUCCACCCUCUCUCUCUCUCUCUCUCUCUCCCUCUCUCUCUGAGCCUUUCUUCUAACCACUCCUCUGUACCCACACGCAUAAUAUAAACUCAGUACUAGAGUUGAAUACAACUAGUUGUUAUUGAAAUGGGGUGGUUUCCCUGCUCUGGAAAGAAGCAUAAGAAGAAGAAGAAGAAUUUGAAUAAGCAGCCGUCCGAUCUAGUUCAAUCCUCUUCUAUAGAUAAUUUGAAGCCAUCAAUAAAGAUGAAGGAGGCAUCUAAAGAAGGAGGGUCUGAUCAUAUGGCAGCACGAACGUUUCCAUUUCGUGAUUUGGCAGCAGCGACUAAAAACUUCAGGGCUGACUACCUCCUGGGAGAAGGAGGUUUUGGGAGAGUAUAUAAAGGAAGACUUGAAAACUCAAAUCAGGUCGUAGCCAUCAAGCAACUUGAUCGUAACGGACUGCAAGGGAACAGAGAAUUCCUUGUUGAGGUAUUGAUGUUAGGAUUGCUUCACCACGAUCACCUUGUCAACUUGAUUGGUUAUUGUGCUGAUGGAGACCAGAGACUUUUGGUCUAUGAGUACAUGCCAUUAGGAUCUUUGGAUGACCAUCUUCACGAUCCUUCACCUGACAAAAGACGACUUGACUGGAAUACAAGAAUGAAGAUAGCUGCCGGUGCUGCAAAAGGACUGGAGUAUUUACAUGAUAAAGCCAGCCCCCCUGUGAUCUAUCGUGAUUUAAAAUGCUCCAACAUAUUGCUUGGUGAAAAUUAUCAUCCGAAGUUAUCUGAUUUUGGCUUAGCUAAGCUUGGGCCUGUAGGUGAUAACACACAUGUAUCCACAAGGGUUAUGGGUACAUAUGGAUACUGCGCCCCAGAAUAUGCAAUGACUGGACAAUUAACCCUGAAGUCAGAUGUUUAUAGCUUUGGCGUGGUCCUUUUAGAGAUCAUUACAGGUAGGAAAGCCGUUGAAAGUACAAAAACUGCGGGUGAUCACACUCUUGUUGCCUGGGCAAGGCCUUUAUUUAAAGAUAGGAGGAAGUUUUCACAGAUAGCUGACCCAAUGCUUCAAGGUGAAUACCCUACACGGGGGCUGUAUCAAGCUCUUGCUGUUGCAGCAAUGUGCGUACAGGAGCAGCCUAAUAUGCGUCCCGCUAUAGCUGAUGUUGUCACAGCUUUGAGUUAUCUUUCUUCACAGAAAUUUGACCCCAGAACCCACCCACAACAAAGCUCGCAAUGGUCACCUGCCACUCCCCCGAGAACUAAAAGAGAUGGGGACAGGAGACGAUAUGAUGAUGGUGGAUGUGAGAGAAGAUACUGAGCAUUCUCAUGGUAGUUUAUUUUAUAUUGGCUUCAGUUUUAUGCUUUGCUUCUUAUAUUAGGUAGAUUGCCACUAGUCAAAGACUUUCACAGUCUCAACUUCUUUGGUUUGAUCCAGUGGUCUGAUUAGAGGUUUUUUACGGGAUGACAAAGGAAAGGCUACAAAUUUUUAUACUUCAUAUAUUGUGUAUAACUUAGAGCGGGUUGUGCAUCUCUAAGACUUGAUCUUGACUAUUGAAUUGGCUCACCUGUGGCCACUGCAGAACCAUAGUAAUAUCAGUAUAAUGGAUUCUUUUAUGUAAAAUGAUCUCUAUUAUUGUACAAACUACGAGGUGUAUUUCAUUCAA
Daucus carota subsp. sativus is the source of this 1777-nucleotide messenger RNA. Its product is annotated as probable serine/threonine-protein kinase PBL7. The record is from RefSeq and is a predicted model, not a curated record. The transcript has 5 exons. Gene Ontology annotation, biological process: protein phosphorylation. The coding region runs from base 262 to 1431 and encodes 389 amino acids. Lineage: Eukaryota; Viridiplantae; Streptophyta; Magnoliopsida; Apiales; Apiaceae. Gene Ontology annotation, molecular function: ATP binding; protein kinase activity.